Messenger RNA from Boleophthalmus pectinirostris (great blue-spotted mudskipper), 2528 nucleotides. RefSeq names its product muscarinic acetylcholine receptor M2-like. The transcript is spliced from 6 exons. The record is from RefSeq and is a predicted model, not a curated record. Gene Ontology annotation, molecular function: G protein-coupled acetylcholine receptor activity. The coding region runs from base 364 to 1704 and encodes 446 amino acids. Lineage: Eukaryota; Metazoa; Chordata; Actinopteri; Gobiiformes; Gobiidae. Gene Ontology annotation, biological process: adenylate cyclase-activating adrenergic receptor signaling pathway. Gene Ontology annotation, cellular component: plasma membrane.
UUAAGAUCUCUCUCUGUCCACGUUUUUAUUCGUUAUUUGGGCCCACACAGACUUUUGGAAAUGUUGAGGAUCAGGAUUUGGAAGAAACCAGGUAUAGAAGAGUCAAGUGAAACACAAAUCCAUUUCUCAAGCUCUCCUGAGAGGAUGCAGCCAGGCACAAAUGAGGAUCACGCCCUGCGUGCCUGGGUCUGCUGCUACACUAACCACACUGCUUCUUGUCAGAGGAGGGGCCACAUCCAUGUAACUGUUGUCUGAUGUUCGGUAAUAUGGACAAAACUGGGCUGCACUUCACCCAUACAUUCCCACCAGUCCAGGAGAAGCAGAAGAUGUCCUAAGUGUGUCAUGAGAGGAACAAGGGAGUGAAUGGCCAGUUUAAACUCCUCCGAUACAGCCAAUAUGAGCAGUGUGGACCCCAGCUCCGGCCUCUUCUCCAAAAGCCAGUACACGGCCCUGGAGAUCGGCCUCAUCAUUCUAGUGGCAGGCUCUCUCAGUCUUAUCACUGUUAUCGGGAACAUCCUGGUCAUGCUCUCUAUAAAGGUAAACAGGAACCUGCAGACUGUCAACAACUACUUCCUGUUCAGCCUGGCCUGUGCAGACCUCAUUAUCGGUGUCUGCUCCAUGAACCUCUAUACUGUCUACAUCGUGAUUGGCUACUGGCCCCUGGGCGCGGUGGUGUGCGACCUAUGGCUAGCUGUUGAUUAUGUGGUGAGCAAUGCUUCAGUCAUGAACUUGCUCAUCAUUAGCUUUGACCGUUACUUCUGCGUUACUAAACCUCUCAGCUACCCAGCCCGCCGCAGCACCAAGAUGGCGGGCCUGAUGAUCGCGGCGGCCUGGGUGCUGUCUUUCAUCCUCUGGGCACCUGCCAUCCUGUUUUGGCAGUUUAUCGCAGGCGGGAGAACAGUGCCUCCUGAGGAGUGCUACAUUGAGUUCUUCUCCAACCCGGUGGUGACAUUUGGGACGGCCAUAGCCGCUUUUUACCUACCUGUGGCCAUCAUGAUCUACCUGUACUGGCGCAUCUCCAUGGCCAGCCGCAGCCGGGUGAAGAAGGACUGCAGGAAGGCAUCUGGGACCAGUCUAGGCGAAGGCCCUUCUCACAGCCAGGAGGAGGGAGAGGCUCAGAACAGCCAGCCCCCCAAGGAGCCUCCCAGUGAAGCCAGGGAGAAGGAGAUGUUGCAGCAGCAGAAUGGAAGUACACUGUGCAAAGAGGAAUGCCCCGAGGACAACAUGGCCGACAAUAUGGAUGAUAACAUUGAGGCCUCGACAUCUGGAGGCAUGGCCUCCACCAACGGCACAUCACACAAUGAAGCAAAUGGAGCAAGAAAACCACAACCACCCUCUCCAGGGAGCUCUGCCGCUGACAGGCAGAGUCUUACCACCAGGACCCUCUUUAAGGUAACAAAGCAGAAUGCAUUAUCCAAGUGGAAGAAGAGGAGUGUUUCUUCUCGUGAGAAGAAAGUGACGCGCACCAUCAUGGCCAUCCUUGUGGCGUUUGUAGUCACGUGGACUCCAUACAAUGUGAUGGUCCUGGUCAACACCUUCUGCUCCGUGUGCAUCCCCAACUCCCUGUGGAUGAUCGGCUACUGGCUGUGCUACAUCAACAGCACCAUCAACCCAGCCUGCUACGCCCUGUGCAACGCUACCUUCAAAAACACCUUCAAACACCUGCUGCUGUGCCAGUACAAGAACAUACGGACAACGCGGUGAGCAGUGUACACAUGGACACUGACAUGGACUGUCAGUUUAUUCACUUUAAAGCAUUGUGUUGCGAAUGAAAAUAAUGAUGUACAUAAAAAACUUUCCUUGCCCAUUUUCUGCAAAUAUAGUAAAUUAAGCUAGAAUGAAAUGAAUUAUUAUUAAAAAAAUUGAUGUAAAAUGCUACCUUAAAAAGCCGGCACAGAGUUCUCUCAGCAUCAUCUUAAAGUGGAAGUUAUGAACAUUUUUUAAGAAAAGAUUCAUGAAUGAGGCCCAGUGUCUUCCCCGUUGGUGAGGAGUGGCCUGCAUACUGAUACGUUUACAAAAAGUUUGACCUUCUUGUAAGAUGAGAUCACAAACAGAAAACUCAGCUUUGCACAAAAAGACUUAAGGAUAAUUUUGGUCUGCCAGCCCGUACAACACCCAUUACUCCAGAAAUGUAUGCAAUUUUGUAUAUAUGUAUAGUAAAAGAGAAGUGUGUGUUUGUGUGUUGAAAGAUUGAAAAAGAUAUAUGUGGUGUCUGUCUCAUUACUGUAAAUUUGUGCAUAAUGUGUGCAGGAUAUACAAAAGAUUAAAUGAUAUAAUGAGAAAAAAACAAAAACAUUAGGAUAACAAAGUUUGAUCUGUGUAUAUUUGUCAACAUUCUGAAAAUAACAGCUACAGUGCAGUUACUACAUUUUCAUGAUUCUUUGUGACUAAAUAUUUUUAUAUUACACAUUGUUUUACUCUAGGAAUGUUCUACAUUCAUUUGACAUGUUUUUUGUAUUGACAGUAGCAUGUUAAAAUGUGUCAGAUGGAGCUGUUUUCUUGUUUGUGUGCAUGCAUGCAAAUUUCAA